AUGGUCUUCAAAUUGAAGCAACGGAAUCCUGCAAGCGCAGGCCCCGCACCUGUAACCGAUACACCUGCAAUUGUGCGCGGUGUCAUCGGUGACAUUCGAGCCAAGGGCGAUCAGUCAGUGAGAGCUUACUCGGAAAAGUUCGACAAAUGGAGUCCUACAAGCUUCAGACUCUCUCAGGAUGAUAUCGGGAAAAUCAUCGCCUCCGUUCCACAGCAGAUCCUCGAUGAUAUCAAGCAAGUGCAAGAGAAUGUUCGAACCUUCGCCUUAGCUCAGAAGGCGUCGCUUAAGAAUUUCGAAAUGGAGAUUCGUCCUGGUGUGCAUUUGGGCCAGAAGAACAUUCCGAUCAGCUCGGUUGGCGCAUACAUUCCCGGCGGUCGCUAUCCUCUCCUGGCCUCGAGUCAUAUGACGAUUCUCACGGCCAAAUGCGCAGGAGUCCCUCACGUCACCGCGUGCACGCCUCCCAUUGCCGGAACGAUCCCGGCGAACACCGUUGCCGCAAUGCACUACGCCGGUGCAGACGACAUCUAUAUUCUAGGUGGUGUGCAGGCCAUUGCAGCCAUGGCUGUGGGUACGGAGACGAUGAAGAAGGUAGAUUUCAUUGCCGGGCCUGGAAAUGCCUUUGUCGCCGAAGCCAAGCGCCAGCUGUUCGGAGAAGACAUCGGCAUCGAUCUGCCAGCUGGGCCGACGGAGAUCCUGAUCGUUGCAGAUGAGCAUGCCGAUCCAUUCACUGUCGCUACGGAUCUCCUGUCUCAGGCCGAACACGGCUACGACUCUCCUGCAGUCCUAAUCACGAACUCUCAAAGUGUGGGCGAAAAGACGAUCGACGAGGUCAACCGAUUGCUGAAGAUUCUACCCACGGCCGACGUUGCUGGAGUUUCCUGGGACCGUUUGGGAGAGGUGAAUGUAGUGGAUAACCUGGACGAGGCAUACAAACUCGCAGACGACUAUGCCUACGAGCAUGUGCAGAUCCUCACACAAAAGCCACGCGAAGCAUUGGAAAAGAUGUCCAACUACGGAGCUCUAUUCCUAGGCGAAAAGACUUGCGUCUCAUACGGCGACAAAUGUAUCGGAACCAACCACGUCCUCCCGACUCGCGGAGCAGCUAGGUAUACGGGCGGACUAUGGGUGGGCAAGUUCUUAAAGACAAUCACCUACCAGGAGGUCACCUCACCGCAAGAAAGUGGGGAACUCGGUCGACUAUGUGGCAGGGCAGCUAGAGCAGAGAAUUUCGAAGGACAUGCACGAUCUGGAGACGCUCGGGCCCAUCAAUACCUAGGGGACCAGUUCGAGUGGAUCUAG
Penicillium cinerascens is the source of this 1299-nucleotide messenger RNA. Its product is annotated as histidinol dehydrogenase family protein. The coding region runs from base 1 to 1299 and encodes 432 amino acids. Lineage: Eukaryota; Fungi; Ascomycota; Eurotiomycetes; Eurotiales; Aspergillaceae. Gene Ontology annotation, molecular function: NAD binding; metal ion binding; histidinol dehydrogenase activity. Gene Ontology annotation, cellular component: cytoplasm. The transcript has 2 exons. Gene Ontology annotation, biological process: L-histidine biosynthetic process. The record is from RefSeq and is a predicted model, not a curated record.